CCGUUGAGUUUAAAUUGGGUGGCGGUUAGCGGAGGAGCAGCUGGAGCUGCUAGGUUUCUGUGUUUCGGGGCCUGUACGGACAGAUCCGCAGACUUCUGGCUACUCAGACUCCAACGACUGAACUCCCGCUGCUCCGUGGUCGCUCACGUCCUCUUUCCCUGUCUCAGCCGCUGAGCCGGCUGCACGGUCCUUCGCUCGACGCAGCGCUCACCCCGGCGCCAUGACUUCCAAGAAGGGCAGCAGCCGGGGCACCAGGGCUAAUGCGCUGCGGAGCCGCAAGCUCGCCUCCUUCCUGAAGGACUUCGACCGCGAGGUGCAAAUUCGAAUCAAUCAAAUCGAGUCCGACAGACAGAACCUCCUCAAGGAGGUGGAAAACUUAUACAACAUCGAGGUCCUUCGGCUCCCCAAGGCGCUGCGCGAGAUGAAUUGGCUCGACUACUUUGCCCUUGGAGGGAACAAACGGGCCCUGGAAGAGGCAGCAACGGCUGAUGUAGACAUCACAGAAAUAAACAAGUUAACAGCUGAAGCUAUUCAGACACCCUUGAAAUCUGUCAAAAAGCGGAAGGUGGUCCAGGUGGAUGAAGUGAUAAUGGAGGAGGAAGAAGAAGAAAAGAAUCCUAAGAAUCUCCGAUCCACAAGAGUCAAAAGAUGCCCUCCAUCCAAGAAGAGAACCCAGUCCACACAAGGAAGAGGCAGGAGCAAAAGGUUAAGCCAUGAUUUUGUGACACCAGCUGUGAGCAGACUGGAGCCAUCUCUGGUGAAACCAACCCCAGGCAUGACACCUAGGUUUGAUUCCAGGGUUUUCAAGACCCCAGGCCUGCGCACUCCAGCAGCCAGAGAGCAGAUUUACAACAUCUCGAUCAAUGGCAGCCCCCUCGCUGACAGCAAAGAGAUUUCCCUCACUGUGCCUGUGGGUGGUGGUGCGAGCUUGCGGUUAUUGGCCAGUGACUUGCAGAGGGUUGAUAUUGCUCAGCUGAAUCCAGAGGCCCUAGGAAACAUUAAGAAGCUCUCGAGCCGCCUUGCCCAGAUCUGCAGCAGCAUACGGACCGGCAAAUGAGAGGAUGGCAGAGCAGCACAGGUGGCAGCAGGGGCUGUGGUGGCAGAAAUGCACAUCUGUCCUCUUCCCCUCAUCCUGUGGGUGCUGGAUGUGCGGUGGAAUGCUGCUUUCUGUCUAGCUCUGUUUAUCAAAGACCACAUGUUGGUUUGACAGUUCCGGUGUCUUGCUGCCCACCUCUAGUUAUUUGGAUAGGGAACACAGGCCUAGUCGAGGGCGUUGUGUGCCUGGUGCAGACUGACUGUGAGCUGCCUGUGGUUCAUGGUCCCACCAGGUCUGUAGACUGCUUGGAGCAUUGUCCUGGAGGGCUCAGCAGAAGGGCACAGGGAUGCUGUGCAGAAAGCAGCGGGGUCCUGUGCUCCCUGCGGGUGUGGGUGCACAGCUGUCCUUGUUACAGCCUUUUAAUUUUGGUCCUCUAUCGGUGGAAGUGUGUGAGGGGCUUUUCUACUGUGAGACUUUCAUUCCUGUUGUCUUCUGAGCAGCGUUUCAGCUGAUUCGUCCUUCUGAAAGAUUGCUGUUUCCAAUAAACUUUGGCUUGCUUUGGUUUUUA
This is a messenger RNA of Phodopus roborovskii (desert hamster), 1604 nucleotides long. RefSeq names its product cell division cycle associated 8 (gene Cdca8). The record is from RefSeq and is a predicted model, not a curated record. Gene Ontology annotation, cellular component: chromosome passenger complex; spindle midzone; chromosome, centromeric region. The transcript is spliced from 10 exons. Bases 221 to 1057 code for a protein of 278 amino acids. Gene Ontology annotation, biological process: mitotic sister chromatid segregation. Lineage: Eukaryota; Metazoa; Chordata; Mammalia; Rodentia; Cricetidae.